Molecule: messenger RNA, 2656 nt
Organism: Drosophila ficusphila
Lineage: Eukaryota; Metazoa; Arthropoda; Insecta; Diptera; Drosophilidae
Product: probable cytochrome P450 6g2
Exons: 3
Coding region: 780-2336 (518 amino acids)
Biological process (GO): response to DDT; insecticide catabolic process
Molecular function (GO): heme binding; oxidoreductase activity, acting on paired donors, with incorporation or reduction of molecular oxygen; monooxygenase activity
Source: RefSeq, a predicted model, not a curated record
UAUAAUCAAAAUGUAAAAUUAACAAUAUUAUGAUUUCGUUUCAGAUUUUGAACUUUAAAUUUGUGUUUUUAUUUUCCAGUUUAACUUCUGCGCAUUAAGAUAUACUAUAUUAUCGUUACGGCGGCGGCUUUAUUGAAACGAUUGCGAAAUGACUGGAUCAAACAAAUCUAUCAGAUAGCUGCGUUCAUAGCCAAGUUCCUUGAGGUAGAGGAGUCGAUCGAGAAGUAUCAAACUCUCCAGAACGGGAGCAAAGGACAUGCGUAGCAGGUAAAACAGAUCCAAAUAAUGUUUAUCCGUUGCGUAUUCCUGCAGCAAGGAAAAAGUUCUUCACCCUUUAUAGCUGCUAACCAAGGGGCCUCGAGUUUUGUUGGCCUCGAGUUACCAUUGGCGACCAGGAUGAAGCGGGCAGAAAAGUAAUCCCUCGUCUCUUAAAAAGUCGGUAAGCAGCAGCAUAUUGUGACUAUAAAUACCAAAGAUUAAAAUACUUUAAAGUACAUUUGUAUAUAAACAGAAGUAGGUAUCCAUAAAGCAUUGAAUAUAUAAAUCCUCUUCAUAUUUAUGUAUGUAUAUAGAAAACGACACUCAUUUACAUUUGUUUGAAUAGAUUCAAAACCGAGUUAGCAUCACAAAAAUCACGGUCAUUCAUAUACGAGAUUCAUUCACAAAACCCAAGGAUCAUCGUGAUGAACCCCAUUUUGAGUAUUCCAUUUCUGAGAGCUUUAACCAAGUUGAGCUGACUCUUUUUGGCCCAGUAGCAGACUUCAACUAGAAACGCGAACAUGGCACUGGGACUGCUGAUCCUGCUUGUAAUCCUGCUGGUCAUCGGCUUUGUGGUCCUGCAGGAUCACUACUCCUACUGGCGGCGAAGGGGAGUGCGUGAGAUCAGGCCGAAGUGGAUAGUGGGCAACCUGAUGGGACUGCUCAACAUGCAACGGAGUCCCGCGGAGUUCAUAGCCCAACUUUAUAAUCAUCCCGAGGCGGAGAACGAACCCUUCGUGGGUAUCCAUGUGUUCCACAAACCAGCUUUGCUCUUAAGGGAUCCUGAACUCGUGAGGAGGAUACUGGUCAAGGAUUUCGGUGGAUUCUCCAAUCGGUACUCGAACUCCGAUCACAAGGCUGAUCCCUUGGGAUCCCAGAACAUCUUCUUUCUGAAGAAUCCCGCCUGGAAGGAGGUCCGCCUGAAGCUGACGCCCUUCUUCACAGGAAACCGACUGCGCCAGAUGUUCCCGCUGAUCGAGGAGGUGGGCGCCAGUUUGGAUGCCCAUCUUCGCCAGCAGCCACUGCACAACGAGCGGAUGCGCUGCUUCGAAGUGGAGGCCAAGGAGCUGUGUGCUCUUUUCACCACCGAUGUAAUUGCAACCGUGGCCUACGGGGUGAAGGCGAAUAGCUUCAAGGAUCCAAACGGAGAGUUCCGGCGCAAUGGACGAUCCGUGUUCGAGUUCAGUCUUUUGCGAGCUGCCGAGUUCACCCUGGUCUUCUUCCUGCCCCACCUGGUGCCCUUCUUUGGGUUCAAAGUGGUUCCGGCGGAGGCCACCCGCUUCCUGCGCAAGACCAUCAACUACGUGAUGACGGAACGGGAGAAAUCGGGGGAGAAGCGCAACGAUCUGAUCGACAUCCUCAUCGAGUUUCGAAGGAGCACGCAGCAAGCCAAUGCAUCUGGCAUCCAGGAUCAGUUUGUGUUCGAGGGCGACAUCCUGGUGGCCCAGGCGGUACUGUUCUUCACCGCCGGCUUUGAGUCCUCCUCCUCCACGAUGUCCUUUGCCAUGUACGAGCUUGCCAAGAAUGCGGAUAUCCAGCAGCGUUUAAGGGAGGAGAUCAGGGAUGCCCUGGUGGAGAGUGGCGGUCAGGUGACGCUGAAAAUGAUCGAGUCGCUGGAGCUGAUGCAGAUGGUCCUGCUGGAGGUGCUGCGCAUGUAUCCACCACUGCCCUUUUUGGAUCGCGAGUGCACUUCUGGAGGGGAUUACUCACUAGCUCCGUUCCACGAUUUUGUGGUGCCCAAGGGAAUGCCGGUGUACAUACCCUGCUAUGCCCUGCACAUGGAUCCCCAGUACUACCCUCAACCGAGGAAGUUCCAGCCGGAGAGAUUCUCCGCUGAGAACCGGAAGCUGCACACGCCCUACACCUACAUGCCCUUUGGCCUGGGUCCGCAUGGCUGCAUCGGAGAGCGGUUCGGCAUGCUCCAGGCAAAGGUGGGUCUGGUGAACCUGCUGCGCAACCACAUGGUCACCUCUUCCGACCGCACUCCUCAUCGAAUGCAGCUAAAUCCUAAGGCCAUUAUUACCCAAUCAAAGGGCGGUAUCCAUCUGCGAUUGGUCCGGGAUCCUUUGGGCGUUUAACUCACCUGGGAAAUUUUAGAUAUUUUUUUCGGGGGAGCAAUGCAGCCUACAAAAUUCGAGCGACAACUAAGCCGCUGAGUCGCGUGUUUUGGCAUUUAAAAUUAAGUUGGUGUCUCAUCUUGAAGGCAAUUUGAUUGACAAAUUGCGUGUUCUAUCCACAAAGCAAGCAAUGAGAUGCAAUGCCUAUACCUUAAAGAUCAAACAUGCAUAUAAAUCUAUAACAUACCGAUACAGACAUCACUGACUCCCUGAACUUACGUUACAUUACGUUUCUGCAUUAUUAUAACAUUUUGGAAAUACAUUUGCAUUCGUAAUCAAAA